GCCGAAGCGGGAGAUUGUGACUCUGUGAGGCGCCGAGAGGGAGGGCUGUUUGUUUACAUCUGAAUGAAACUAUUCAGAGGCAGACACCCAAAUUCUGUUUGAUAAAUCGUUCAAGCGGCGUCUGAAUCACUACUUUAGCAGGACAUAACCAUACCAUUCGAUUUCUUGGUAGUAAUAGUUUUCGCUGUUUUUAUUUUUAUUUUCUGCACAACAGAUUAAACGAAAGCGGUUGCUAAGGGAAAGGGGUGUUUGAGAAGGCUUUAACGCCUGGUAACAUACAGGGAUAGCAGUCGAGGAAGGGGAGGCAGUUGGGUAUUGAAGGAAACUCACCGUGAAGAAGUUAGCGACGAGAUAUGGGGGAAGCCAUGAAAGAAACAAAGGUGAUUGAGGAUGUGAGGUCAGUGGUAUUCAAGGAAUCAGAGAGUUUAGAAGGCACUUGCACUAAAAUCCAGGGCUACGAUUUCAAUCAGGGGAUUAAUUAUUCAGAGCUUCUUAAAUCCCUAGUCUCCACCGGCUUCCAAGCUUCUAAUCUUGGUGAUGCCAUUGAAACCGUUAAUCAAAUGCUAGAUUGGAGGCUUUCUCAUGAGCAAGUAACAGAAGAUUGCAGUGAGGAGGAGAAGAACCCGACAUACAGAGAGUCGGUCAGGUGCAAAAUCUUCCUGGGGUUCACUUCAAACCUCAUUUCCUCUGGUGUUCGAGACAUCAUUCGGUAUCUACUUCAACAUCAUAUGGUUGAAGUGAUUGUUACAACUGCUGGUGGCAUUGAGGAAGAUCUCAUAAAAUGCCUUGCAGACACAUACAGAGGUGAAUUUUCUCUACCUGGUGCUGCCUUGCGUUCAAAAGGACUAAAUCGUAUUGGUAACUUGUUGGUGCCUAAUGAUAACUACUGUAAGUUUGAGGAUUGGGUUAUACCAAUAUUCGACCAAAUGUUGGAAGAACAAAGUACAAAGCAUGUGUUAUGGACGCCGUCGAAAGUAAUAGCACGUUUGGGGAAGGAGAUUAACAACGAGAGUUCAUAUCUAUAUUGGGCAUAUAAGAAUGAUAUUCCAGUCUUCUGCCCUGGUUUGACAGAUGGCUCUCUUGGAGACAUGCUAUAUUUUCAUUCCUUUCGCAACCCUGGUCUUGUUAUUGACUUAGUACAAGAUAUCAGGACGAUUAACAGCGAAGCUGUGCAUGCACAUCCUAGGAAGACCGGGAUGAUCGUUCUAGGAGGAGGGUUGCCAAAGCAUCACAUUUGCAAUGCCAAUAUGAUGCGUAAUGGUGCAGAUUACGCUGUUUUUAUCAACACGGCCCAAGAGUUCGAUGGUAGUGAUUCUGGUGCUCGUCCUGAUGAAGCUGUGUCAUGGGGGAAAAUACGCGGAUCUGCUAAAUCCGUCAAGGUGCAUUGUGAUGCAACAAUUGCGUUCCCUUUACUCGUUGCAGAAACGUUUGCUGCAAAGAGGGCGAAACCAGAUGAGCCAACAACACGAUAAAUGUAGAUUCAAGGAUGCUUAAGCCUGUUUUUAUUGAAGUUAUUCAACAUUUUUACUUUAUCGGUCGCUUUGUUAUGUAUUUAUUGAUUAAAGUACCAUUACGCUCUACAUUGAGACGACAAAGUUGGAAGUGGUUUGAAACUUAUAAGAUCAGGUUGUGGUCGAUUGGGGUCGUGAUGUU
This is a messenger RNA of Cynara cardunculus var. scolymus (artichoke), 1653 nucleotides long. Its product is annotated as deoxyhypusine synthase. Gene Ontology annotation, biological process: peptidyl-hypusine biosynthetic process. The record is from RefSeq and is a predicted model, not a curated record. The transcript has 8 exons. Gene Ontology annotation, molecular function: deoxyhypusine synthase activity. NCBI's taxonomy places the organism in Eukaryota, Viridiplantae, Streptophyta, Magnoliopsida, Asterales, Asteraceae. Bases 354 to 1472 code for a protein of 372 amino acids. Gene Ontology annotation, cellular component: cytoplasm.